Zasmidium cellare ATCC 36951 is the source of this 1638-nucleotide messenger RNA. RefSeq lists its product as uncharacterized. The record is from RefSeq and is a predicted model, not a curated record. The transcript is spliced from 5 exons. The coding region runs from base 1 to 1638 and encodes 545 amino acids. Gene Ontology annotation, molecular function: transmembrane transporter activity. Lineage: Eukaryota; Fungi; Ascomycota; Dothideomycetes; Mycosphaerellales; Mycosphaerellaceae. Gene Ontology annotation, biological process: transmembrane transport.
AUGGCGCCAGCAUCACCACAAGCCCCCAAUGCCAUCGAGCUCCGAGAGCUUCCGCAGACCACUGAUGGCCCCGCUCAAGAAGAGAACACCGAGGACGACGACUACCCGUCCAAGUGGAAGCUAGUUACCAUCACGAUAGGUCUCUGUCUCAGCAUCUUUCUCGCGGCGCUCGACUCUACUAUCAUCGCUCAAGCCAUACCUGCUCUGACAGAUCAAUUUGGCAGCAUCUCCAACAUAGCCUGGUACGGCACUGCGUACAAUAUCACAAACACCGCUUUCCAGUCUGCUUGGGGCAAGGCUUAUAAGUACUGGAAGUUGAAGCCCGUCUACCUCAGUGCAAUCGUUGUGUUCGAGGUAGGAAACAUCAUCUGUGCCGCUGCACAGAGUAGCAAUGUUGUGGUAUUUGGUCGAGUGGUGGCGGGAAUUGGAGGUGGAGGCAUAAUGACAGGAAGUUUUAUCAUCAUUGCCUUCACAGCGAAGCCUCAAUACCGCGCUGCCUACAUGGGCGUCCUAGGCGUUACCUUCGGCUGUGCCAGCGUCGUCGGUCCACUGCUGGGCGGCGCUCUCGUAGAUUACCUCAACUGGAGAUGGGUCUUCUUGGUUUUCCUGCCGAUCGGUGCCGUCGCCGCGGGUAUCAUGGGCUUCUUCUUCUCACAGCCUCGGGCCGUCGUACCACAAGAAGCGAAGCUGCCUGAGAAGCUCCUCAACAUGGACCUCAACGGCGGUGUGCUUGUGGCUGGAUCUAUUUCCUGCUUCAUCCUCGCGAUGCAUUACUCUAAGCCUCACGUUUGGGGUAGUGCCCAGGUUGUUGGGAGCCUUGUUGGGUUUGCUGGACUUGCAAUCUUGUUUGUGGUGAAUGAGAAGUUUAUGGGCUCGAAGGCCAUGAUUCAGGCACAUCUACUGAAGAAGUUCAGCAUCGUCACGAACUCCCUCUUCCUGACGUUUGUGGCUGGGCUAUACUUCCCGCUCCUAUUCAUAUUGCCCAUCGAGUUCCAAUCUGUCCACAACAACAGUGCUUCUGAAAGUGGAGUGCGUCUGAUCCCUUUGGUUCUGGGCAUCAGCAUCUUUACAAUGGUUUCCAACGGAGCCCUGACCUGGUGGAGGCACUACUCGCCUUUGCUCGUCGUAGGGGCAGUAGCUGGCACCGCCGGCGUAUCUCUGAUCUAUAGCCUCGACGCUACCGCAUCCAGCGGCACAUGGACGGGAUUGCUCAUCGUCACUGCGAUUGGUAUCGGCUUGUCGCUGCAGAUACCAAUGAUUGCCAACCAAGCAGCGGUGGGGGCGGCAGACAUACCGGCAGCAACCAGCCUUACACUUUUCAUGGAGAACAUCGGGACCUCUCUAUUCGUGGCUGCAGGCGAGGCUGCCUUCACCAACGGUCUGAUCUCUGGCGUGCAAAGUCGACUGCCGAGCGUCGAUCCAUCAACCAUCGUUAACGCUGGAGUCACGCAACUGCGAACUCGCUUCUCCGCGACCGAACUGCCUGCUAUCCUAGCGGCCUACCUCGAAGGCUGUCAGAUCAGCCACGUUGUAUCCGUUGCGUGUGGAAGCGCGGCAACGCUUAUGGCUCUGACAAGUGCGGCCCCUGGAACGAAACAGGGGCUUCAGAACUGGUGGAAGAAGAGCCACUCACGCUGA